Messenger RNA from Closterium sp. Naga37s-1, 1008 nucleotides. The record is from the annotation of a GenBank genome assembly. Lineage: Eukaryota; Viridiplantae; Streptophyta; Zygnematophyceae; Desmidiales; Closteriaceae.
AUGAGGACGAACAAGGCGCUCGGCGCGUUUGUGAACGGCGCGCUGGCGGUCAUCGGGUUGGGGCUCGUGGGCGUGGCGCUGUGGAUGCUGCUCGACGCCACGUACGGCGCGUGCUUGCUGCCCUACCAGCUCCCCGUCAUCGUCGUCGGCGGCGCGCUGCUGCUCGCGGCGCUCGUCGGCUUCUGCGGGCUCGCAUGCGACUCGAACUCGCUCUCGUGCCUCUACCUCGUCGUCGCGCUCGUCGCCGUGCUUGCAUCCACGGCUUUCACCAUCUUCGCUUUUCUUGUAACGGGCGGCGCGCCGGCGCCUAUAACGAGUCGCAACCAGACGGUGUACAUCACGUGGGGCUUCUCGCCGUGGAUGCAGGCGCAGGUGGCCAAUGCCACGUGGCCCGCAAUGCAGACAUGCCUCGCGCGCCGCCGCACGUGCGCGGACCUUCGCGCAUACGCCCCCGCUGCGCUCAACGGGACGCUUCUCCCGCCCAUCGAGGGCGGCUUCCUGCACCAGCUGUACCAGCAAUACUCCCUGCUCAAGUUCGUCUCACUAGGCGCGUCCGUGGCGGCCCUCGUGCUCUACCUCAUGGCCUGCUGCGCCGCAUUCACAGGCCUCGACGAUGACCUCGACGCCAAAGAAGCUGAUGCUGCCGCCGCUGCCGCCGCCGCUGCUGCUGCUGCUGCUGCUAUGACUGGUAAGCUGCAGAAGAGCGGGACCAUGAGCCGCGUGAACACCUUCACCGUGGCCCCGGGGCAGUUUGAACGGGUUCUGUCGACCAGGGUAGGUGACCAAGGGGUUGGGAUGGGGUUGAAUGGAGGCGUGGGAGCAGCAGCAGCAGUGACGCAGUAUGAGCGGUCGCUAACGUAUGUGGAUAAGUCACCAGGGGCGCUGGAUCGAUCUCUCACGGAACUCGAGAAAAGAGGGGGGAGACGGGCGAGUUACGGGGGAGAAACUAGAAUGCGGGAGGACAUGCGUAGCCGAGGUAGCCCCUAUGAUGAGUCUCCAAAGUCAUAG